AUGGACGAGAAAGUCGCCCCAGUUCCCGUGUUAGACGGGACAGAGGACACAAAAGCACCCUCCAUUGUCGCUUUUGAGGAAACUAGAGAGCGUUGGAACGGAACCCGCAUCAACACUUACCGCUUCUUCGUAACCUGUGGGAGCUUCAUCAUAAUGGGCAUGAACGACGCCGCUGUCGGUGCCCUGAUUCCUUAUAUCGAAACGUACUACGACAUCACGUACACCGUCGUCGCCCUACUCUUCCUUUCGCCAUUCAUUGGCUACCUGGUAGCAGCCCUAUCCAACAACCUCAUACAUCACAAGCUCGGUCAGCGAGGCGUUGCAGUGCUUGGCCCCAUCAGCCGCAUGAUCGGGUACAUCCCCCUCGUCACCCAUCCGCCUUACCCCGUCCUCCCCGUUGUCCUGCUAUUCGCCGGCUUCGGUAACGGCCUCGAAGACAGCGCCUGGAACGCCUGGGUAGGCAACAUGCAGAACGCCAACGAGCUGCUCGGAUUUCUUCACGGCGCAUAUGGCCUGGGCGCGACCAUCGGGCCCCUAGUCGCCUCGGCCAUGGUGACCAAGGGCAAGCUGCCGUGGUACUCCUUUUACUACGUCAUGAUUGGCGUUACCGCGGUGAACUUCGUGGCCGCUAUCACGGCGUUCUGGGGCGCAACGGGCAAGAUACACAGGGACACCCACCAGUCUUCGACGGGGGAGAAGAGAACGACGACUUUGACCGUGUUACGUCAACCACUCACUUGGCUUCUGGCCUUGUUUCUGCUGGGCUAUGUUGGAGCAGAAGUCAGCCUGGGCGGGUGGGUUGUUACAUUUAUGCUCCGCGUGAGGCAUGCUGAGCCCUUUCUGGCUGGCGUCACCGUGGUGCUGUUCUGGCUGGGACUGACGAUAGGUCGAGUCAUUUUGGGCUUCAUAACAGGGCGCAUAGGAGAGAAGCGCGCAAUCGCAAUCUAUCUCCUCAUCUCACUAGCACUCCAACUGCUCUACUGGCUCGUUCCCAACUUCGUCGCCUCCGUCAUCUUCAUCACAUUCCUCGGCUUCUUCCUCGGCCCCCUAUUCCCCGCCGUGAUCGUCACCGCGACCAAAUUGCUCCCCAGCGACUACCAUGUGGGCGUGAUUGGAUUUGCCGCUGCCUUUGGCGGCGGUGGUGCAGCAAUCUUUCCGUUCGCCAUCGGGGCUAUUGCCCAAAGCAAAGGCGUUCAGGUGCUACAGCCCAUCAUAUUGGCUCUUCUCGUAUUUCUCUUACUCUUGUGGCUGUGCGUUCCCGGCGGAUUCAAGAGGGGUGGGCUCGAGAGGGCAAGGGAGAAUAAUGAGGGUCUUGGUAGCGAUGUCAAGAGUCUAUUUUCGUCGAUCAAGCAAAAGCUACGAGGUUUAAGCUAG
Messenger RNA from Colletotrichum phormii, 1374 nucleotides. Its product is annotated as major facilitator superfamily domain-containing protein. The coding region runs from base 1 to 1374 and encodes 457 amino acids. Gene Ontology annotation, cellular component: membrane. Gene Ontology annotation, biological process: transmembrane transport. The record is from RefSeq and is a predicted model, not a curated record. Lineage: Eukaryota; Fungi; Ascomycota; Sordariomycetes; Glomerellales; Glomerellaceae. Gene Ontology annotation, molecular function: transmembrane transporter activity. The transcript is spliced from 4 exons.